Pseudogymnoascus destructans is the source of this 987-nucleotide messenger RNA. RefSeq lists its product as uncharacterized. The transcript has 4 exons. The record is from RefSeq and is a predicted model, not a curated record. Bases 1 to 987 code for a protein of 328 amino acids. NCBI's taxonomy places the organism in Eukaryota, Fungi, Ascomycota, Leotiomycetes, Thelebolales, Thelebolaceae.
AUGGCGAAACGCAAGGCACCUGAAGAACUCUCCACUAAUUUGAAUACUAUCAAAGCUCGCAACCGCGUCUCCAACCUUACUGAAGAUGAGAAGGCUGUUCAUUUAGCACUCAAGGCUGACCAUGGCGAUCUGAGCUACUACUUAAAGAAGUUAUACAAGUCUGCAAAGUAUAUCGCUGCCUCUGCUGAAGACAAGACACGUCUACAGAAUGAAUUGAAGGUUGAGCGUAUUCGUGUUCGGACUGAAAAGGGCACCCAUGCAUCUUGCAUUGCGAAUCAGAAAGUCAAGAAUACUAGCGCCCCUUCUUCUUCUCCACAAGCCCCACCAUCUACUCCGCCACAACUUCUGUCUGAGCUUGUUGCAUUUGAGGGUAUCACCAGUAUCCCAAUCGAUGACGAUCAUAACAGCGAAUGGGAGGAUACUGAGGUUGAAGACGAUUUAGAGUUGGAGCUUAUGUUACGGCGCGACGAUAUUUUAAAUGACGAGGCUGUUCUACCAGAUGAGCUUUCUGAUGAAGAGAUCGCUAGCAUCCAGGCUCUCUUAACUCAAGCACGCAUUGAUGCCCAUGAAGAGUCCAAUUUCCGCAAGUGGCAACAUUUCUGGGAUAGCUGUAUCCGCUCAUAUACGAGAAAGGCUGGAAAGCUGAGAAAGAAGCCUGAGCAUCUCUUUGAAUAUAUGCCAUGGAUUGAUGUAGAAGAAGGCACUUUUCACAACGUUAUCCCACCACAUAAAUAUUUCUGUUUGUACGAGCAGGCAGUUUGGACAAACUUUACAGCUUGGAAGUUUGGAAAGUGGGCCCAAUUACCAGGACCUGCGCAGUGGUACCCAAAGUCUUACAAUCUUGUCGACAACGGAUGGUUACAAGUCUCCACUCAUAGUUCUAGCUUCAAAGAGGCGUUCUUACUUGUCUACUCUAAGAAAUUUGAUAAGGAAAAGUGGGCUAAGGUAUCAGCUGCACAGGAUAUGUUGUUUCUGGAGUUAGAGUAG